AUGCGGAAUGCGGCGCCGUGCAUUUUAGUCAAGGAGGUAUGUAAUUUCGCCGACAGCGACAAGAUCAAGAGGUGGCAGCGGUACGCGGCGGCCACCUCGGCAGCUGUGACCAAGGCGAUCCUGGAGGGGUGGGUUGGGGGAGGCAGUAGCUCUGGUGGUAGCCAUGCGGACAAUGACGAUGGCCGUGUGGGGCCUAACCACGAAACAGGACACAACCAAAACACCCGUUGGCGAAAGUACCUCUGUCUCGUUGACAAGUACCGGCUGGGAGCCUGGUGCCCUGCAUCGAGAAGAAAGACGACGAAAAAGGACGGCUACGAAACCUUCCCCGCGCGCGGAGAUGACUACUCGCUGGGCGAGCAGUACCAAGCCAGCCUCAUCCGACAGGAGCGCGGCGACAACUUUUUGCUACGACCAUAGGCGCACCCUGGUGGCCGGCGCGACGCUGAGGUACGGAAGUCAGAGGAGCACUGUCGUGGGACUCAGUCGCGCCUGCCCCUACUCCAGCGAGGAGCAGCUCUGGCAGUGUCCCUGCGACUUGCAAGAAACCCUGACCGGCGUUCUAAAGCUCGAGACGGAUUAUAAGAGUUUGUCUCGCCGCUUCAGCGGCGGUGAGUGCUUGUCCACUGCCAAAUUGGACAAUUUGCAGUGUCCUAGCUGGGUCAGGCCCAAUACCCAAGUCCCACGCGUUCCUGUGAACCACUUUGAGAAAGAUUUGCGAGAAUGCGACUCUUGCGAAGCGGGAUCCCCGCAGGGUUCCAGUACAGGAUCCAUCCUGGCCCGGCGCCCC
Pyricularia pennisetigena is the source of this 790-nucleotide messenger RNA. RefSeq lists its product as uncharacterized. Gene Ontology annotation, molecular function: catalytic activity. The record is from RefSeq and is a predicted model, not a curated record. NCBI's taxonomy places the organism in Eukaryota, Fungi, Ascomycota, Sordariomycetes, Magnaporthales, Pyriculariaceae. The coding region runs from base 1 to 420 and encodes 139 amino acids. Gene Ontology annotation, biological process: nucleoside metabolic process. The transcript has 2 exons.